AAAAGCUAGAGGAUUCAACGUUAGAUUUGUGAUUUCUUUCAGAUCAAUAUGAAGGCCCUAAUCUUGCUGUGCAUCAUCGGUGCUGCCGUUGCAGUCGAUGUUGAAAGUGUAGUACGUGAGCAGUUUGUUGACAAGAACCAAAAAGAGUCGGCGACAACUGCAUCAUUACACGUAGAAGGAUCAGUAAAUCAAGGAGGAUCAGAUUACACCCAGCCCGCAAAACCUACAGUUGGGUCGGCCAAACCAGUUCCAUCGAAGCCUGUGGAUUUGCCCGAAUUGCACGAGCCUGUCCAUUACCCAUUUUAUCCAGGGCCCUACUACCCUUUUUCAUUCUAUAAUUUCCCUUAUUGUAACCCCGAGUUUCAGGCACCCUUCUACAACUAUCCUCCUUACCACGGCGAUUUUUCCAAAUUCCCGCAAUAUAACAACCGCUACCAGUACCCGUUUCCAGCCAACUUCAAUGACGGCUUCUUCGCACCACGAACUUUCUCCCCAGAACACCCGUAUUAUCCUUACUUCUACUCGAAAUGCGCUCCUACUCACUUCCCACAUUACACUAACGAUUACAAACGUCCAUUUCCGACCGAAUUCCUAAGGAGAGUGCCAUUUCCCCACUUCCCUAGGACGAACGUUGACCACUAGAUCAAUUGGUCUAAAGAUGUCCCAUCGCUGAGCAAUCACUCCCUCAUCAACCACAAAAUUAUUCAUUCUUAUUUGAGUUUCACAAAAUAAAACAUAGUUGUCAAUAA
Molecule: messenger RNA, 749 nt
Organism: Cimex lectularius (bed bug)
Lineage: Eukaryota; Metazoa; Arthropoda; Insecta; Hemiptera; Cimicidae
Exons: 4
Coding region: 49-642 (197 amino acids)
Source: RefSeq, a predicted model, not a curated record